UCUCUCUCUCGUUCUCAUCGCUCUCCUCCGCCGCCCUAUUCCGACUUCGCUCUCAUUCUCAGGCCGCCGCCGUCACUCCGUGCUAUCUUCUUCGAGUGUUUGCUACUUCUGUACGUGUAUACGAGAAUGAGUGAAGGUGAGGGCAAGGCGGUGAUAGGACUAACAUGGCAGCCCAAGCUGCCUACAGCUUCUCUUGCUUCGUCGUCGUCGUCCCGGAAACCUCAGGAUGGGGGUUCUCUUUGGAAGCCUACUCAGGAGCUUGUCGAUGGCCUGUUUUUGCCACCCAAUAAUCCUUCUCAGUUGAAAAAGUUGCAGAAGAAGCAAGUCAAGGACACUCUUGGCAAAGGAUGGUUUGAUAUGCCAGCUCCAACUAUGACCCCGGAAUUGAAGAAAGAUCUCCAGAUACUAAAGCUGAGAGGCGCUAUCGACCCAAAGAGGCACUAUAAGAAAGGUGAUUCAAAGUUAAAAGUUCUUCCCAAAUACUUCCAGGUGGGCACAGUCGUCGAGUCACCGAUGGAGUUCUUCUCCGGCAGGCUGACAAAGAAGGAGAGGAAAGCUACUAUUGCUGAUGAGCUACUUUCUGAUCAGGCCUUCAAGGCUUACAGGAAGCGCAAGGUGAGAGAGAUCGAGGAACAGAAUCGCCCUGGCGGGAAGGACAAGUGGAAAAUCAAGGGGAAGCAGACGUUCAAGCGAGCAAAGGAUAAAAGACGCUAAAGCAUCCUUAUCAUUUUUUGUACUCUUCGAAAAGAAACUUGAAAGAAAAAACCAGAGCUUCUCAUGUCGAUGCCUGAGGCCUGAGCAACCUCUCUCCCUUCUUCAAUUUUGGGUUGGUCAACGUCAUAUGUAUUAGAACAGGUAGAAAUGGGAAAUAGGAAAAUGCAGCACUAUAUCAGACGCUUUCUGUGUACUAACUACUAAGCCUUAAAUUCUUUUUUGACUGUGUUUCACUAAUAGCUUCCUAUUAUGAACAUUGUUGCAACAAAUGUCCAUUAUAACUUUGACCCAGACUUUGACACGAAAACGAUGGUAAUUGGUAGG
Messenger RNA from Linum tenue, 1038 nucleotides. The record is from the annotation of a GenBank genome assembly. Lineage: Eukaryota; Viridiplantae; Streptophyta; Magnoliopsida; Malpighiales; Linaceae.